GGGGACACACUAUUUCCUUUCAGCACGUAGGGACCAGGGCAAACAAAGGCAAGAGAGCUCUAAUCAUUGGCCAGAGUCGGGCUGGGAAAGAGCCGGGAGCCAGAGAGCAUUCUGCGUCUCAGCCAUAAGAAACCUUCUGAAUGGUUUCCAGACACCCAUUGCCAUGGAAGAAACCGAAUCUAGUACGCAAACACCUGUGCCCCAACAUGGGAUUUCCUUGGCAUCCUACCCUGUGCGGGCAGUCAUCCGAAUGCGCAGGAAGAUCCGGACGCUGAAAAAGAGCAGGCUUCAGCUGGACCUGACUGGGGGGCGCUCUUUGGACAGCGCCAAGGCGUCUUUACGUCGGCAGAUUUCCAUGGACAGGGCCACCUUAUUUAAGUCGUCCACCUAUGAAAAACAGCAGUAUUUUAAUUUUGACACACCCACUUUGGAGAAACUGGCUUUAAAUAGCCAAAUCCGCAAAAGGAAUCGCAAGAAGUCGAGGCACGUGCUGUACCCCGGCAACGUCAGGAAGUGUCUCCCCGUUGAGCAUAAGAGCAAGGCCAAGCGUUGCCUCCUACUCUUCAUAGGGAUUGUUUGCUUUCAGAUUCUCAACGCCAUCGAGAAUUUGGAUGAUAACCUUCAGAAAUAUGAUUUAGAUGGACUGGAAAAGACUUUGCAGAGGGAAGUGUUUGGGCAAAAAAGAGCCAUUGAGAAAUUAAUGGACCACCUGCAGGAUUAUCUAGCCACACAUUAUCAUAACAAGCCUUUAGUUCUUUCAUUUAAUGGGCCCAGUGGGGUCGGCAAGAGCCACACAGGCCGAUUGUUGGCCAAACAUUUCCGUUCCAUUAUGGAUAACGAUUUUGUUCUUCAAUAUUAUACUAUGCACAACUGCCCCAAUGAGAAUGAUGUCACCCAGUGCCAAUCAGAGAUGUCUGGUUUGAUAUCGGAGAUGAUCUCUAGGGCUGAGAUUGAGGAGAAGAUCCCUGUGUUUAUAUUUGAUGAGGUAGAGGUCAUGCCCGUGGCACUAUUGGAUGUGCUGCACAGGUACUUCCAGCUCAAUCAAAGCAACGAGUAUCUGAACGCCGUGUAUAUCCUCAUCAGCAAUAUCGGGGGCAACGAGAUCACCAAGUUUGUUCUGCAGAAUGCUUCCAACGACUUCCUCAACCUUCCCCAGGAACUCCACCAGAUUGUAAUCAGCUCCCUACAGAAACAUCACUCGCUCUGGGAUGUUGCAGAGAUUGUUCCUUUUACCCUCUUGGAGAAAAAACACAUUUUAGAUUGUUUCUUAGAUGAACUGCUACGGGAAGGCUUUUAUCCAGACCAUAGUAACAUCGAGAGCCUAGCGGGCCAGCUCCGGUACUACACUAAGGAAAACAAGGAGUACUCCAUCUCGGGAUGCAAACAGGUUGUAGCCAAGGUCAAUCUCCUACAGCCAUAUACAUGAAUGGGGUUUUGCCAAGGUGAAAUACAGGCAAUAACAUCUAUGUUUGUUUAUAUGUUCUGCCAAGGUAAUGAAUGAAAACAAUAAAAUAAUAUUCCACUGAUUAGACACAGUGUAAUAAAGAGAGUUGGAAGAGAA
Xenopus laevis (African clawed frog) is the source of this 1561-nucleotide messenger RNA. It is a transcript of the gene tor4a.S, whose product is annotated as torsin family 4, member A S homeolog. Gene Ontology annotation, cellular component: membrane; cytoplasm; endoplasmic reticulum lumen. The transcript is spliced from 2 exons. Bases 164 to 1426 code for a protein of 420 amino acids. Gene Ontology annotation, molecular function: ATP hydrolysis activity; ATP binding. Lineage: Eukaryota; Metazoa; Chordata; Amphibia; Anura; Pipidae. The record is from RefSeq and is a predicted model, not a curated record.